AUGUUCCUCAACGAGCUGGCCACCCCCGUCCCGCCCUCCGAAGUCAUCAUCAACGCCGGCUCGCCGGGGCUUUACUCUGGCUCGGGCCUAGGCCGCAACAGCGCCAGCACCUUCCUCCGCUUCCCGCUUGCUGUCUAUUUUGCCCUCCUCAGCCGCAAACCUAAAGUCAGUACCCACAUCAUCCUCAAGGCGGCACUCAACAAGGGCGAGGACUCACGCGGGCGAGGUCAUCAAGGCCUCUACGUAGGCGUAUUCGUCUACCCGUCCAUAAUUGCAUGCAUCAAGGCCAGUGUUCUUUGCAUGUACUUCUGCAUAUUCUCAACCAAGUUCAUCAAAUGGAGCUUGAUCGGCCUGGGAGGUUUCACGGUAGUUUGGUGGCUCACCGUCGUUCUGGUGACCAUUCUCCGGUGCACGCCCAUCCACGCUGCCUGGGAGCUCUCCCUGCAGCACUCGGUCAAUCCUAACUCCAAGUGUAUCAAUAACAACGGCUUCUUCAUCGGGAACGCCGUGCCAAAUAUCGUCACCAACCUGUGA
Molecule: messenger RNA, 534 nt
Organism: Diaporthe citri
Lineage: Eukaryota; Fungi; Ascomycota; Sordariomycetes; Diaporthales; Diaporthaceae
Exons: 2
Coding region: 1-534 (177 amino acids)
Source: RefSeq, a predicted model, not a curated record